This is a messenger RNA of Chlorella variabilis, 306 nucleotides long. RefSeq lists its product as hypothetical. NCBI's taxonomy places the organism in Eukaryota, Viridiplantae, Chlorophyta, Trebouxiophyceae, Chlorellales, Chlorellaceae. The record is from RefSeq and is a predicted model, not a curated record. The transcript is spliced from 3 exons. Gene Ontology annotation, molecular function: ribonuclease T2 activity; RNA binding. Bases 1 to 306 code for a protein of 101 amino acids.
AUGAGGCCGGUCGGCCUCGCGCUGUUGCCCCUGCUGCUCUGCAUCGGCUGGGCACACGGGUAUGAGAUCCUCAAUCUCAGGAGGGAUUGGAGCCCCUCCUUCUGUUACAUAAACGGCGUCAGCGGCAGCCCCUGCACCUCACAGCCCUGGGCCGCCUUCACCAUCCGCAGCCUCAUGCCGGUGGACCUGGUCAACCCCAACGCCACCCGCUGCGCCCCGCUGCCUUACAACGCCACCACCGUGGCCGACAUCGCGCCGGAGCUCGACUGCUAUGCUCGCUACCCGGCAGGCGCGCGCCCGGCCUAG